AUGGCAAUUAUUUACUCUCUGUUAGAAGUGGACGCAUCAUGGGCAGACGAGUAUAUACCUCAAGCUCUCUAUUAUCUCUGCGCUUUCAGCAGCCGAUGGAUGGAGUCGCUGGACCGAUUUGCAGCGGCCCAAAUAACACUGCAACAAUUCGGAUUUGGCGGCAAAGAUCUUGACGGGAAAAUGCUAUUAUUCCUUCAAAGUGAGCUAAGCGAGAGCUUUCAAAAAUGGAACCAGGUGGUAGCCCGUUUAAAAGAGCUGAUAUUGGAGUUUGAGGAAGGCAAAAUACCUUCACCGCAGAUCCAGACCGAUGACUUUGACUCUGAUUUCGAUAUGCUACCGUAUUCGGAUAUAUCAGACGAGAUAUCUUCAGCUCCUGAGGAAGGGUGA
Metarhizium brunneum ARSEF 3297 is the source of this 387-nucleotide messenger RNA. RefSeq lists its product as uncharacterized. The record is from RefSeq and is a predicted model, not a curated record. NCBI's taxonomy places the organism in Eukaryota, Fungi, Ascomycota, Sordariomycetes, Hypocreales, Clavicipitaceae.